CCGGCCGCGCCGCCAGGCUGGUACCCCGCGCCCGCGCCCGGGAUGCCGUUCUACAGGCGCACAGUGGUGCCCCAGCGCCUGUGCCCGCGCAACCCGCCACAGCCGCUGACCGAGCUCCGCGACGUGAGCCACCUGGCCGCGCUCAGCCUGCUCCGGCAGCUCGCCGACCUCUGCGGCCACUCGCUGGCUCUGCUCGAGGACCUCGAGGGGCACCUGCUGGCCCUGGGGCGCCGCACCGACAGCCUGUUCCGCCGCACCGUGCACCUCCGCCGCCGUCUUCCCUGCCGCCUGCUCGGCCCGGAGGACGACGAGGAAGAGCUAGGUGCCUCCCAUUGGUCAAACCUAACCCGAAGUCAGAGGGCGAGGGAACCUGUCGAUGCAGUCUAUACAGCUGCAGCUAACUCGGGUCGGGAAAAUGCGACAGCGACUGCCCACUCGAGGUCGUCAUGGCGACAGCCAGUGAACGUGUUCCUCUCCUCGGGCAGGCCCCCGAGUGUAGAGGAGCUGCUUCGCGAGGCGCAGCUCAAUCUCCAGAGCCUGUUGCAAGAAGAAUAUGAGGAACAGUACUCGGAGGCCAGACUUCUGGGGCAGACCUUCCGCUCUGCUGAUGAGGCCCCUGAGCCCACUCCCAGCCCAAGGCCCCAGUCUGCCAGGCGUCUGGAGUUUGUACUGAUGCCCACAAAACGGCAGCUGAGCGAGGAUGAGACUACCAUGCAGGGUGUGAGGGCCCCUGAGGCCUCCCUGAACCUGCCUACCACAGCCGACAAGCAAGCUGCCUGGAAUAGCCCCUUCCCUCUGCCCGUCCUAGAGGAGAAGCGAUGGCUUCAGCCUUGUCCCACGCACUCUGACAUCGUGCCCAUCAAUGUCUCCGGGCAGCAGUUUGAUAAACAUGCAAGUUUGCGACACUCGUUGUUUAACACAGAGACAGCCGUGAACCCCAAGUCCACCCUGAGGCGGAGGCGGACCAUUAUUGGAUUCUCUAACUAUUCCCAGCGAGACCAAGGUCACAGCAACAGCCCCACAGGCAGUGUGGCCCGCUCUACCACCUCAGACAUCAAGCCCAGCCAUUCAGUUCCAGGAGGUGUUCAUGGAAGAGUUGCCAUUGGUCAGGAAGCUCAGUUAUCAAAUCUCACCUCGCCAGUACUGAGAAAUCCUUCUAGUGAUCCGGAAGAACCUCUCCAGGCACGUGGUGGCACAAAAGUCCCUGGCAUGGAGAGCAUGGGGAUGGUGUACAGCGUCCCCAGUUCUUGCAAUGGACCAACAGAAUCAACGUUCUCCCCUUCCUGGAAGGGAGAUGCUUUUACCUACGUGACUCCAAGUGCCACUGCUCAGAGCAGUCAAGACAAUGAAAAUGGAAAAAGUCCUUCCUCUGGGAAUUCUUGGAUCUCUCUGCACACAUUGCCACCUCUGGUUCCUAAGGAGGCUGCCACCUUCUUUGUCACUCGUGAUACCCCAGCAGGAUGCAGUGGGUCUGCUGGCUACUCUGAGCAUUUUACUCAACGAAGGCACGUAUCAGAACGACCCUCCAAGAUUGGCCUCCUGACUGGUGAUACCUCAAGGCUGGAGACAGGCCCAGGUGGGGCCAGCAGGUUCCGGGAGCGGUCACUGUCUGUACCCACAGACACAGGCACCACGGAUGUGGACUACGACGAGGAGCAGAAGGCCAGUGAAGCCUGUGCCCUGCCUUAUGCCGGUACAAGUUCUGAGGGCAGUAACAGUGCCGACAACAUUGCCUCCCUUAGCGCCCAACAGGAGGCCCAGCAAAGAAGGCAGAGGUCCAAGAGCAUCUCACUCAAGAAGGCCAAGAAGAAGCCUUCCCCUCCGACUCGCAGUGUCUCGCUGGUCAAAGAUGAACCAGUCCUCUUGCCAGAAGGUGGGUCAGCGCUACCCAAGGACCAGAGGCCCAGGAGCCUUUGCCUCUCCCUGGAACACCAAGGACAUCACUCAUCCCACCCAGAUACUCAGGGUCACCCAGCUGUGCCAACCUUCAAAGACCCAGAAGGUACACAAUUCGCCCACCACUGGUAUCUUACUGACUGGAAGUCUGGUGACACCUACCAGUCCUUGUCCAGCUCCAGCACUGCCACUGGCACCACAGUCAUCGAGUGCACCCAAGUUCAGGGCAGCUCAGAGUCUCUCGCCUCCCCUUCCACCUCCAGAGCCACAACGCCUUCCCAGCUGUCCAUCGAGGUGGAGGCCAGGGAGGUAUCCUCCCCAGGAAGGCCCACUGGGCUGAUGUCACCCUCCAGUGGAUACUCCAGCCAGUCAGAGACACCAACACCCACUGUCUCCAUGUCCUUGACCCUGGGCCACUUGCCCCCUCCAAGCGGCAGUGUCCGGGUGCGUCCAGUGGUACCUGAGAGGAAGUCAUCACUACCCCCAACAUCACCAGUGGAGAAAAUGUCCAAGUCACGGCUAUCGUUUGACCUACCGUUGACCUCUUCAACCAACCUGGAUCUGUCUGGGAUGAGUAUCUCCAUCCGAAGCAAAACCAAGGUGAGCCGGCAUCACUCGGAUACAAAUUUUGGGGCCAAGCUGGCCCAGAAAACUAGCCCCAACCAGCCAAUCAUGCCCAUGGUUACUCAGUCUGACUUACGUUCUGUUCGCCUGAGGUCAGUCAGCAAGUCUGAACCGGAAGAUGACAUUGAGAGCCCUGACUAUGCUGAGGAGUCAGGAGCCGAAGUCUUCACCUUGCCAGAGAGAAAGGCAAAACCUCCCAUAGCCGAGAAGCCCCCACUGGCCCGAAGGCCUCCAAGCUUGGUCCACAAGCCACCGUCUGUCCCCGAGGAGUACCCACUAACUUCGCCUACCUUGGCUAUGACCCCCAAGACCUCAAUUCAACAUAUGAGGCCACUCCCUCAAGAUACAUACACGGUGGUGCGGAAACCAAAGUCCUCCAGCUUCCCUGAGGGCAGAACCCUGGGGGAGUCAACAGCACCCUCAUCUCUUGUUUUCACGCCUUUUUCCAGUUCCUCUGGUGCUUUCUUCUCAGGAACACAGCAACCUCCCCAGGGAAGUACGGAGGAUGAGGGCCCCAAGGGGAGAGCCCUACCUGAAAGAAUUAGCCUCCAGAGCCAAGAAGAAGCUGAGAAAAAGAAAGGCAAGAUUCCACCUCCUGUACCAAAAAAGCCCAGCGUGCUGUACCUGCCUCUCACCUCACCUACAACUCAAAUGGAGGCCUACACAGCUGAACCAAGGCUGCCUCUCAGCCCCAUCAUCACCCUGGAGGAAGAUGCCAAGUGUCUCCCAACCAGCGACCACCUGCCAUCGGCUGGUACAAGGACAACCUCCACGCCACAGGCUGACAGUGAAAGGGAGGCAAGCCCUCUGGGUUAG
Messenger RNA from Eubalaena glacialis (North Atlantic right whale), 3336 nucleotides. RefSeq names its product NHS like 2 (gene NHSL2). Gene Ontology annotation, biological process: cell differentiation. Bases 43 to 3336 code for a protein of 1097 amino acids. The record is from RefSeq and is a predicted model, not a curated record. Lineage: Eukaryota; Metazoa; Chordata; Mammalia; Artiodactyla; Balaenidae. The transcript is spliced from 7 exons.